UCACAACAUCAAAACUAAACUAAACAAUCUUUUUUCUUACCUUUAUAAAUACUUCCCAACUUUCUCUCCUAAUCAUUCAUUACAAACUACACUUUUUUUUUCUCUUCACUUCCAAUCAUUUGCUCUCAAUUUUUUUUCAUUUUCUUGAAACCAAAACGAAACCAAUACAAAACUCUGCAUCUAUGGCGACGCCUUUGGUUACCUUUUUCGCUUUAACGUUCGGUGUUCUGUUGAGCACUGUUGUCGCUGAUCCUGACUCGCUUCAAGAUGUUUGCGUCGCUGAUCUUACUUCUGGAACAAAGAUUAAUGGUUUCGUCUGCAAAGAUAAGGCAACACCUGAAGAUUUCUUCACCGCUGCCAUUUCAAAGCCAGGGGCGACCAACAACACCUUAGGCGCUCUCGUAACCGCCGCUAAUGUUAUGCAAAUCCCCGGCCUUAACACCUUAGGAGUCUCCAUGGCUCGCAUUGACUACGCUCCCGGGGGUCUCAACCCUCCACACACGCAUCCACGCGCCACCGAGAUUGUCUACGUCCUCGAAGGUGAACUCGACGUCGGAUUCAUUACCACCGCCAAUGUGUUGAUAUCAAAGAAGAUCAAGAAGGGAGAAGUCUUUGUUUUUCCUAAAGCGUUGGUCCAUUUCCAGCAGAACAAUGGGAAAUAUCCGGCGGCGGUUGUUGCAGCGUUCAACAGCCAGCUGGCCGGAACUCAGGGUAUCGCCGCCGCGUUGUUUACUUCCACACCGACGGUUCCCGAUAGCGUGUUGGCUAAGGCUUUUCAGGUGACUAAUAAAGAUAUUGAAUACGUGAAGGCUAAAUUGGCUCCCAAGAAGAAGAAAAACUAAAAUUUAAAUUGAAAUAAUUUGUGUUUAAGUUUUGGGAUUUGUUUGUGGUUCUUGAUUAUUUGAAUUUGAAUGUGUAAUUUUUCAUUUCCGUCA
Molecule: messenger RNA, 935 nt
Organism: Mercurialis annua (annual mercury)
Lineage: Eukaryota; Viridiplantae; Streptophyta; Magnoliopsida; Malpighiales; Euphorbiaceae
Product: germin-like protein subfamily 2 member 1
Exons: 2
Coding region: 183-842 (219 amino acids)
Biological process (GO): regulation of root development; plasmodesmata-mediated intercellular transport
Cellular component (GO): plasmodesma; cell wall
Molecular function (GO): manganese ion binding
Source: RefSeq, a predicted model, not a curated record